GCGGGAGAAAAGGAAGAGAAGGGGUCCCGCAUCGCAAUGAUUAACAAAAAUUAAUCUGGAUUAAGAUUUUAGAUUAUUAGUCUAUUGAGACAGCGAUCGAAAGUUCUGGGAAGCUCGAAUCGCCGGGAGAGAAGGUAAAACGACAUCGUUUCUGGUUUGAUCUGUUUGGUUGAUCGGAAAGAAGAGAGAUUUUGUGUUUGCCGAUGUUGUCGUAUGAUUUACCUCCGUGGAAACAAAGGCUAGCUAGGACAGUUAUGUUUAACCCUUAUUCAAUGCUUUCUGUUUCAGAAUAUGUCCGAAUGAAUGCUUCUGCUCAUGCUGCUGUUUUAUAAGGAAGGCAAAUAACAAGGAUUCAAUUUUUGGUAGUUUUUUUUAAUUUUUUUUUUUUUUUUUUUACGUUAGCCUUCUUUUGUACUUGCAUUAAAUCCUAUUUGCGUGCAUGCUGUUAAUCUGGACAAGAAUGAAGAACCUAAUUGAACCUGGGAAGCUCUAACCAUUAAGCAUUCGCGGCGUUUCGUUGAAGUUCCUCGUUUUCUCAUUGAUUGCAGAUAAAAAGAAGGUGGGACUUGUUUUAUGCUUGUUCCUUAACAGAAAAGCGCGGAUAGAGAAUUCUCCGUUUCGGGCUUCUGUCUUAAUUCGUUGUUCUGCAGAACAAGUUUCAUUGAUUUUCUCAACUGAGUUUGGCUCCGAGGAUCAAGUUUUCGCCUCUUGCGCAGCAAUCAGAUUUUUGCCAUAUAACUUAGAUGGCGGAGGGUAGUGUGCCUUGUGGGAUGCCUGAAACUGAUAUUACAACGCUAACUGAAGCACUUAGAGCACAGCAGCAACUGCUGCAAAAGCUUUACUAUGAUCUGGAUCAGGAAAGAGAAGCAUCAUCUACUGCAGCUGAUGAAGCUCUAUCCAUGAUAUUGCGUUUGCAAGGAGAAAAGUCCGCUAUGAAGAUGGAAGCGAGUCAAUACAAGAGAUUGGCGGAGGAAAAGAUCUGUCAUUCCGAGGAAGCUCUUGCCAUUUUCGAAGAUCUCAUUUAUCAGAAAGAAAUGGAAAUUGCUUCGCUUGAGUUCCAACUUCAGGCUUAUAGGCACAAGCUUUUAAGCAUGGGCUGCAGCACGGAGUUAGGCGCUGGUGAAAAUGUAUAUCCGGAGAACUUGUUGUUUCAAAGGAGUGAUUUUGGAAGUGGGGAAGCAGGUGUUAAUGGGAUGAUUAGAAGAAUAAACUCUCGAGGCGAUUUUGGCAGUGGGGAAACAGGUGUUAGCGGGGCUAUUAGAAGAAUCAACUCUCUACCUCCAAUUGAGCUCAAGGAAUUGCUCAAACAGAAAAGCACUAUGGAAAGAGAAAGAGAUAAAGAAAGAGAACGAGAUAGAGACAGACCAAUGAUCCCCAAACCCGAACCUGCUACAAAAAUACACGAGAAGAAGGUGGAGCAGGAAGUCAAUGUCCAGAGCCUAGAUGUAGAGAAGAAAUCUCCAAAUGAUGCAGGCGGGAACAUGAAUACAAUAUGGGAGCAGAUUAAGAAGUUAGAUGCGCGAGUGAAAGAGAUAUCCGAUUAUAAAGAUUAUGGUAGGGGAAAAUCUGUACUCUUGAAGGGUACUCCAUCUAGGACUAGUUCAUUGCCUCCAAUUCCGAAGACAUGCAUAAGCCCAAAAAAUGAACCUGACAGUGAAGAAAUUAUUGCUAGUUUGGAUCAACUUAAGCAGAGUGAGAAUCUACAGGGAAGGGAACCGAUUGUUAGCCCUUCGUGCUCCUCAAGCAUCCAUGAUGUCUUUGAAGUCCCACAAAGUUAUGAAAACAGUAAAGCUGGUGAAGGAGAGAAGAAAGAACCUAGUACAUUGACUGUGAGGCUUGGUAAGCCGGAUUUGGUGAUGAUUGAGACGACAGAAGCGUAUGUUAGAGAUGAAAUGGAUAGGGUAAAGAAAAUGUUGCAUAUCAAGAAGCAGGAGAACAAAAUACCUAAACCAAGAGACUGUGACAAGUAGUGCUGACUCAAAUGUGAGGGAGACAGCGGUGAGUGGUGGGGUUACUGAAUCUCAGCAAGCGAAAUUUCAACAGUUGUGGAGGAGAAUAGAGCGGCUCGAGGGAGAAAGGAAUAAUAUAAGGCAAGAAAUUAGUCAUGCGGGCGAAGAGGAGUUGAAGCUGUUCCAGGAGAUACACGAGCAUCUUAAUUUAAUACAGUCUGAAAUGCGUAGUUGGAAGCCUAAGAAACCCCGUCCCCAGGAUGAUAAGCCCUUGCACAAUGUUAUGGAGGCAAUGCUGCACUUUUGGCUUUGAUCAAGAUCCGGCGAUGCAGAUGAACUUCAUGCAUCAUCGGUUUUGAACGUGCUAUGCAAAAAAGGUUCCGUAACGAGUAUCCUGACUUUUUCUUCUCCAGUGAUUGGUGUGAACAUAUUCUCUGAUUUGGUUUUGGCAGCUCUAAUACAUAUAACAUACACAAUGAAAUUUUUGAAUCUGUAUAUUAAUCUUACCAAAAAAAAAUAUAUGUCUUCUUAGGAUUGUACGAUGGAUGCAUUCGUGUACAUUUUGUGAUUUUGAAAUUGAGAGGCGGUUGUAAGUGAUAUACAUACGGAAGGAGUGCUUUCUAAACAUACAUACCGUGUUUUACAUUUUCGAU
Pyrus x bretschneideri (Chinese white pear) is the source of this 2602-nucleotide messenger RNA. RefSeq lists its product as uncharacterized. Bases 744 to 1970 code for a protein of 408 amino acids. The transcript has 4 exons. The record is from RefSeq and is a predicted model, not a curated record. NCBI's taxonomy places the organism in Eukaryota, Viridiplantae, Streptophyta, Magnoliopsida, Rosales, Rosaceae.